Messenger RNA from Coregonus clupeaformis (lake whitefish), 1990 nucleotides. RefSeq names its product fatty acid hydroxylase domain containing 2 (gene faxdc2). Gene Ontology annotation, molecular function: C-4 methylsterol oxidase activity; iron ion binding. NCBI's taxonomy places the organism in Eukaryota, Metazoa, Chordata, Actinopteri, Salmoniformes, Salmonidae. The record is from RefSeq and is a predicted model, not a curated record. The transcript is spliced from 9 exons. The coding region runs from base 143 to 1177 and encodes 344 amino acids. Gene Ontology annotation, biological process: sterol biosynthetic process.
CCACCAAUCAUAAGUCGUAUAGGGUUGUAAAAACAUCAAAUUGAAGCUGCGACUUUGUUAUGUAAAAUAAUAGGCUGUAUAUAGCCUCCGGACUGGAAACACAAUUGCUUUGAUUACGAUCGACCGAGGAAACUGCCGCAACAUGAAGGGGGAAGUCGCCCAAAUGAACAGCAACGGUCAGGUCCCUCUCCAAAUGAACGCAAGCAGUCGAAGACAGGAGGCCACAGGAGGCCUGUGGGACUCAGUGAUGAAAGCGGUCAUCGUCAUUGGAUCUAGCCUCUUUGUCCUGGCAGCCUUCGGGAACUCCUUAACAUGGCAUCUGCAGAGGUUUUGGGGAGCAUCAGGAGACUUCUGGCAAAACCAGUGGACUAAAGUGCACCAGAGGUGGGAGGGACACGAGACAGCCUUGUUCUAUGCCGGGGCGAUGUUUGUGCCCUUUGUGGCUUUCUGGGGGUCCAAUCUUCUGCUCAUGCUGGUUGAUUACACUGGAAUGCCCAACUUCAUCACCCGUUACAGAAUACAGGUGGACAAGAACAACCCGGUUGACCCAGUGAGGCUGCGCCACGCUGUGAAGACUGUGGUCCUCAACCAGCUCUUCAUCUCUGCUCCCAUGGUGGUGGUGUGCUGGGCGGUUAUGUUUUAUAGGGGGAAUCCCUGCGGCCCAGAGCUGCCCACCUUCCACCGAGGCCUGUUGGAGUUGGCCUUCUUCGCCGUGCUGGAGGAGGUCAUGUUCUACUACUCACACAGGCUGUUCCACCAUCCUGCCCUCUACAAGCAUUUCCACAAGCAGCACCAUGAGUGGACGGCUCCCAUCGGAGUGGUCUCUCUCUACGCCCAUCCUCUGGAGCACGUGCUGUCCAACAUGCUGCCUGCUCUGAUCGGCCCUGUGAUCCUGGGUUCCCACCUUGUCACAACCACCCUGUGGUACGCUCUGGCUCUGGUCAGCACCACCAUCUCCCACUGUGGCUACCACCUCCCCUUCCUGCCCUCCCCCGAGUUCCACGACUACCACCACCUCAAGUUCAACCAGAACUUUGGAGUCCUGGGGGUUCUGGACAGAUUACACGGCACCGACGCCAACUUCAGGAAGACCAAGGCCUACGAGCGUCACACCCUGCUCCUCAGCCUCACCCCUCUGACCGAGAGCAUCCCAGACCCCCCCAAGAAGGUCCAGUGAUUCUCCCCUAACCCAAACGUCACUUCUGACCUUCAGCUACAUCCCAAUAAUCUCUCCUUACUUCUGUAGUGUGCACUCAUUCACUACUCCCCAUACAGUUAAAAGCAUUGGAUUGGUGUAAGCAUGGGCUAGAGGAAAAUGUAUGAUGAAGGGAAGUGAACAAGUGCACAGAGAAAGGAGAGAUUAUUGGGAUGCAAUCAGAGUAUUCCCAUCCUCAAGUCUGGCACUGGGAUGGCUCCACUCCCGCUGUUCCUUUCUGCUCUUGGUAGUAGAUACAGUUGAGUCCUUAUUAAAGGUAGAGUCAGCCAAAUGACGUUGCACAAGCAGCAACGCAGAUAUUGUGAUGAGCAAGAUGCAAGACUUCGCUCUCACACAGUAUAUGCGCAUGUGCAGGGGUUCGCUUCACACUCUUACAACGUGGUAGCCACGGGACCAAAACAGCGGACAUACCUCAUUUUAAUUAUAAAUCCCUAUAUUUUAUAAUCCGAUUGUUGGAUGGCACUUUAUUACCGUAAUUAGCACUUAUUUCUUUGAAUGUUUCCUGUGUAACUUUAGAAAACCUUUAAUAAGCUUACUAAUAUCAGUAUGUUAGUAUGCUUAUUGUAUUGUUAGUAAGUUUGGAUUCUGGGCCAUGGAAAACCAUACAAUCAUCCCAUCCUUGUCACCAUUUGUACAAUCUGUAAAUGGGUCCUUAAAGGGAUGUGUUCUGUAGAGUCUGACUCCUAGGUUGAGAUUUGGGAGUCAUCAUAGAUUUUUACAUGACCCGUAAUUCAUAAACUGUGCAUUGUUGCAGAAUAAAACCUUUGAAACAAA